AUGGCGGCUAAUGAUUUACCAAUCGACAUUCACAGCAGCAAGCUUUUGGGUAAAAUUUCAUAGAUUUUGAACGUGUAAACAAUUAUUUAUUGUAGAUUGGCUAGUCAGCCGCCGGCAUUGUAAUCGAGAUUGGCAGAAAAACGUGGUGACGAUUCGCGAAAAAAUAAAACAUGCUAUUUUGGAUAUGCCUGAAUCGAAAGAAAUUGUUCAAUUGCUUCAGGGAAGCUGUAAGUUUUCUAUAAAAUUUCAAAGUCUAAAAGUUGAAAUAAUUUUUCAGAUAUAAACUAUUUUCACUGUGUAAGGAUAAUCGAAAUUUUGCGCGAUACCGAAAAAGAUACGAAAAAUUUCCUUGGCUAUUAUUCUUCACAAAGGAUGAAGGAUUGGCAGGUGGGAAAGUUCAAAAAAGGAAAAUUGUUUUAUUUUUCGGGAUUUUUGAGGAAAUCGAGUCGUUAUAUAAAAAAGACAACGUUUAUUUGGCUGAAGGAGCGCAAGUCCUUCAGAGAUUGGUUCAGUACGAGAUUCCUGGCCUCAAGAAGCAAAUUACAAAAAGCGAUCAGGCUGUUACGGUAGAAAUCAUAGAAUUUCCUUAAAUUGAUAUUUUGACAUUUAGGAAAGCGAGAAAAAGUUCAAAGAUUAUGGGAAACAAUCGGAGGAUAGCAAAAAAGUGUAUGAAAAGGAGCUCCAAAGAAUGAGCCUUCAGGUGAGAAUUUUUUUAAAUUCGGAACUCUUUCUAGUCUUGGAAAAAAACUGAUAACGCCUUUUUGACUAUAAUCUUUUCGAAUUUGGUUAAUCUUCAAAAAACUCCAUGGCAGAGCUUUAUGAUUAAUAAUAUGGACUUUUCAGGGAAAAUCACUGAGAGCCGAAUUAUUAUCUCUUGCCGCCGACCUGCCACAGUUUUUCGAAAAAAUAGCCUCAGAAGUUCAAAAUUUGUCAUUGGCGCGGCAACAUUAUGGACAUUUUCGAGACUACAUGCAUCAGUUAUUGAUUUUAUCGAUUUUUGGAGUCAAUUUCUAAUCUUUCAGAGGGAAAGCUUCGUCCAUAGUCAUUUUGCCAGUUUUAGCGUUGAUUAUGGAGAGAGGAGUUGAUGUGACGGCUUAUGAAUGGUUUGAAAUAAAAAUAGAAAGAAAAGAAAUUAUUUUAUUUUUAUGAGAAAAGUUCUUUUUUUCACAGUUUCAUAAUAAAUUCGAGAAAUUGAAUGUUUUUUUCGAAAAAUUCACGGCGUUCCCAAACGGGGUCGAAAACGUGAAAAAAAUUUCUGGCGCGAAAUUCUAAUCUCAAGUACGCAACCAAAGACAAUUACUGCGAAUUUUUACGAGAAAAUCUUCUUCCUCGAAAUAGUUUGAAUUUAUUCGGUUACUGUAUUUAUAAAGUCCGCGAAAUUGAAGUGAGGCACUGAAAGCAUUUAAUUUGACGCGCAGAUAGAACUGUCACGUUUUUUUGAUAUUAAAAAAAAAUUUUUUUAAUCGAUUUGUGCGUUUGAUUCGUUUUUUUGUAGUCUGGAAUAUAAUUCCGGAUUUAAUUUUUUUGUACAAAUUUAUGAAGCUUUAGAAAAAAAUUGGUAUUUUUUUGUUCCUACCGUUUUUAUUUUUUUGAUAGUUCACAGCGUUUCCAAACGGGUGUGUAGACGUCAAAAAAAUUUGGCACAAAAAUUGAAAUCUCAAAUACUCAGCCAAAGGCGAUAGGACAAACAAGUAAUAAACGUUGAAUAUUCAGUGUAAUUGUGACGUAAUUUUAUCCGGAGCGCGCACUUUCUUUUUUUGGUGAAUUCAAAAAUUUUGGCGCUCCCUCACCCUAUUAGGAAUGCCGUGAAUUAAGGAAAUCUAGCUUUUUUCUUAUUUUCUGUAUAUUGGCUCGGGAAAUUGUCAAGUGCUUGUAAUUUUGGAUUCAGUUAUUUCAUCAAGAGGUGCAAGUUUCAGGUCGUAGGACCUUUUUUUUAUAAUUUCAGAAAUAAGCUUGUAAUUUUUCAUAUUUUCCAACAGAUUUUUCAUUCAGGAAAUACGGCAAGAAGCCGGACCGAGUCGAGAAACCGAACUUUGAUUUGCUGCUCAAGGCGGAUGAGGUUUGCAAGCUUCUCUAUCCUCAUAAUUUGAAAUUUCCAGAAAAAAGAGGAGGACGAGAUCGAUUUCGGGGACGAUGAGAUCGAUUUCGGUGGAGAUUCUGCCGAUGUUGAGAUUGAUUUUGGCGAGGAAGUUCAAAUUGACGUUGUCGCCGAUGAUACGGGUUAGAAAUUUUGCGGAUGCUCUUGAAAAAAUUCGAAAUCUGAGUGGUCCUUUUUUUUGAAACUAAGCGCUGACACUUUUUUCGUAACCUUUUUAGCGCUGCCUUUUUGAGAGCUGCAAUUUUGAAAUCUGCUAGGGUGUUGUCCUAUUUUUUGCUAGCCGCUGCUAGUUAGAGAGCUGCAUCUUUUUAUCUAAAAACUUUCUUUGGUUCAUUAUUUUCAAUUUAAAAGGUAGGUGGUUGAACUUUACGGUUGUUAGUUUCUCUAAAAUAAGGUUAAGAACCUCAUUUGGCUUUUUUUAAAGCAAAUUUUGAGGAUUUUCUCUGACUUUGAGCUGUCUCUCAAAGAGUAGAUUUUUCAGGUUGAGAUUUUCAGGAUCUUUUUCUGAUAUAGUCUGCUCUGAUCUUGAAUGUCAAGCAGCUAACUCCGUUCCUGCUGACACGGUACCUUUUCGCGUCGAUGUUUCAUCGCGCGGGACGAUUUUCGAUCUUUUUUUCAUUUGAAAGAUAGAAAAAAAGAAGUCGAAAAAUGCAGCCUUAUUAAAGGGCCAUCGUCAUCUGUAGAUAAAACAACCGCGAACUGAAUUAUUUUUCUUGUUUUUUUUUUCAUCGAGCAAACAGUUCAGAUCAUUUUCCAACUUCAAUCUUCAUUUUGGAAACUUUUUUCACGUUUACAUUUUUUCUGUUUCGAAUUUUUCAACCGAACUAAAAUGGGUUAUUUGAUUUUGCAAAUGAAGUUUGAGGCGAAUAAAACGUUUUUUUCAAUGAGAUUUUUUUGUUAUUAUCAAAGUGGGAAGCUACCUAAAGUUAUUCUCGAGUUUUUAAAAAGCUUUUUCAAAGCUCUAGAUUUUUUUGAUUUUUUUACAGGAGUCUAAAAAAAUUGAGCUCACUUUUUCCAGAAAGCUAAAUAAUUAAUUCAAGGAGCGGUUGGUGAAAGCGUCGCCAGUGGAGAAGAUGCCUUGAGUCUUUUGGAAAAUAGCGCCUCCCAAAAAGUCGUUCGCGACGAGCUGACGGAGGUAUUCGUCACAAAAUGCGGUUGCUUUGAUGAGUUUAUGAUUUCUAAGCUUCUUGCCUUUCUCACGAUGCGUUUGGAUGACGAAACCCGACAGACAGGGGCCGAUUUAUUGAUCCGAGGCGCUGAAACUCGCCCGGACAGUAUUGCGAAGGUAAUUUUCCAUACUGGAAAAAAGAAAACUGUUUAAAUCUAGAUUUCAACCGAGCAGCUUAAAGACUGGAUUUCGCUUGGAAAUGGAAUCGUUUCGCAGCUUAAUAACCCUCAGAAAAAUCAUCUUUUUAAAAUUCGCAGCUCUCCACAGUUAAUUCGAUUACAGUAGUUUCAUAAAUAUUCAUUGUAUUUUUAGGUUUGUGGAAAGUGUCGUCGAAGAUUUGGAGAAGAAGCGCAACAUGGAGGGACGUUAUAAAAGGUAAAAGUUUAAUAUAUAUGAAAAUACUGAUUCCACAUUUUUAGGAUGCAAGAGCUGAUGGUGGAGAAACAGAAAGAAGCUCGAGAAACGCUGGCCAAAUCGAAUGAGGAGCUCAAACGGGUCGUGGAAAGUACCCGGCAGCUUCAGAAACAGGUAUUUUUGAGGAAAUUGAAAAGUAGUGAAACAAUUUCGCUCGGCUGACAAUUGGUGUUUGAAUUGAUCAUAAGAUAUAAAUUCCUUUCUUAAUUUUUUUCCAGAUUUUUCAUAAAAAAAUCGCAUGAAAAAAAUGAAAAUCUUAUUUUUGCAAAAAUUUCUGAAUAACCCCGCACCAAAGAAAAUUUCAAGGGCGAUUCUAGAAUGCCUAGACAAUCUUCAAAAUUAGCCCCCUUCGGAAUAAGCUUUUGCAAGUCUUGUCCGGAUCAGCCCCACCAUUCUAGAAUAGCUUCCCCAUUCUAGGAUCCCCUCCACAACAUACUAGACCACCAGAUCAACGAAAAUGUAAGAAAGUUACUGUCAAAAUAACCAGCCCCUGUCAAAUAUAUAGUAUACAUGCCUAAACUUUUUUUGGAACACGAGCAUCAAAAAUCAAAGGGGGGAUUCUAGAACGCUUCAGAAAUCAAGCAGAACAUAAAGUUUUAUAAACGCAUGUUUUUUAUCCUUAGCUAUAUUUGAAUAGAUUAUAUCCGUUUCAACAUUUUGAAUAAUACCAUUUGUAGAUGGAAUCGGAAAUAUCGAAAAAGUACAGCGGUCGGCCGGUCAACCUCAUGGGUGGAAUCAACCAAGCCCUUGCCAAUGUUUGA
Messenger RNA from Caenorhabditis auriculariae, 4441 nucleotides. The record is from the annotation of a GenBank genome assembly. NCBI's taxonomy places the organism in Eukaryota, Metazoa, Nematoda, Chromadorea, Rhabditida, Rhabditidae.